Messenger RNA from Pundamilia nyererei, 1539 nucleotides. Its product is annotated as cholinesterase-like. Gene Ontology annotation, cellular component: plasma membrane. Bases 88 to 1119 code for a protein of 343 amino acids. Gene Ontology annotation, molecular function: acetylcholinesterase activity. The transcript is spliced from 6 exons. Lineage: Eukaryota; Metazoa; Chordata; Actinopteri; Cichliformes; Cichlidae. The record is from RefSeq and is a predicted model, not a curated record. Gene Ontology annotation, biological process: choline metabolic process; acetylcholine catabolic process.
AGGUUGUCCAUGUUUUCAUCCUAUCAGUACCGUGCCCUCCUCACUUACUCCAGACAGACACAAACUGCUAGCUGACAAGGAUUUUCCAUGGCUGCAAACUCUCAGUGUGUACUUCUUGUUAUAUUGCUUAAUUUUCUGACAUUAUCACUUGGCACUCAAGAUGACCUUAUGAUCAGUACAAGCGAUGGGAAAAUUCAAGGGAAAUUGCUUUCUGUGCUGGGUUCGGAUGUUAGAGCCUUUCUUGGAAUUCCCUAUGGAAAACCACCUGUUGGGAAAUUAAGAUUCAGAGCGCCAGAGCCAGUAGAGAAAUGGGAUGGUGUGAAGGAUGCUACCAACUUUCCAAAUUCCUGCUACCAGAUGCCUGAUACAGCCUUUCCUGGGUUCAAAGGUGUAGAAAUGUGGAACCCAAACACUCCUCUGAGUGAGGACUGUCUGUACCUCAAUGUCUGGUCGCCACGUUUCAACAAAACGCAGCCUGCACCACUUGCCCCUGUCUUUGUCUGGAUUCAUGGUGGUGGGUUCAUCUCAGGAACAUCGUCAUUGGACAUUUACGACGGCCGUUUCCUGAGUAAAUCUGAAAGUGUUGUUGUGGUAUCAAUGAAUUACAGAUUGGGAGCGUUUGGUUUCCUGUCUCUUCCCGACAACACAAAUAUCCAGGGUAAUGCAGGCCUUUUGGACCAACGCCUGGCUCUUAAAUGGGUUGCAAAUAAUAUUGCAGCUUUUGGUGGUGAUCCUUCUAAGGUUACUCUGUUCGGAGAAAGUGCUGGGUCUGCAUCUGUUGGCUUCCAGCUGCUCUCGCCGGGCAGCCAGGAUCUUUUUCAAAGGGCUGUGAUGCAGAGUGGCUCCCCCAAUGCAUACUGGGGCACAAUUAGUCAGACUGAGGCCUGGGACAGGUCUCUUAUGCUGGCAAAACUGGUGGAUUGUCCCUCAUCUCCUGCAGCUCGUCUAGAAGCUUGUCUGCAGCAGGCUGAUCCUCAAAAAGUCUCAACCAAGCAAUUUGAGGUUCUCACUCAAUCGUCACUAUUAAGUCUUCCCUUUAUGCCUCAUGUUGAUGGGAACUUCUUACCAGAUGCAGUUGAUGUGAGUACCCAUAUUUGGCAUUUGGUUGACUUUCUUUAAGAAAUAUUUUUUUCGCUACAUCAUGCAUCUCCAAUAAGUGCUGUUCAUACUUGGGUUUAAGGCAGUGUUUCCCAACCACUGUGCCGCGGCACAUGGGUGUGCUGUGAAAAAUGAUCAGGUGUGCCGUGGAUGAUUAACUGGUUCCACCUGAGUAACGGGCAGAACAAUUACAUUCUCUUCAAAUAGAGGGCAAUACAACUAUCUGCUCUAAUUAAAUUGGUUGCCAACUGACAGUAAAAUAGUAGAAGACGAAGAAUAAAUGACAUAAUAAUCAUGCUGUGAGUGAGACAACGCAGCACAUAAUAGCAAUAGAUACAUAUUUGAAAAGAAAAAGUAGUCAAUCUGACCUGGAUCCUGGAAAAACUUCCUACCCAGAUGAGCAAAUUUUCCUAUAUUUGGUGCGCGGGAAAAAUAUCAAUG